Messenger RNA from Glossina fuscipes, 2220 nucleotides. It is a transcript of the gene Slc25A46a, whose product is annotated as solute carrier family 25 member 46. Bases 494 to 1939 code for a protein of 481 amino acids. Gene Ontology annotation, biological process: mitochondrial fission; mitochondrial membrane fission. Lineage: Eukaryota; Metazoa; Arthropoda; Insecta; Diptera; Glossinidae. Gene Ontology annotation, cellular component: mitochondrial outer membrane. The record is from RefSeq and is a predicted model, not a curated record. The transcript is spliced from 8 exons.
CAAGCAAACCUAACAGUAUUAUUUUAUUUGUUGAAUAUCGAACUUACAACGUUUAAUAUAUUACGAAAAGUUUUAUUUGAUUUGAAAUUUUAAGUGGAAAUAAAAUCUAUCCGAGGAUGUUUGCAAAAGAGAAACAUGUAUGCGAAUAUUUAUUAGUAAUCUAUGGAAAUUAGUAUUCAUAUAAAUCUAGAACACAGCAGAUGCAUAUAUGAAGAGAUGCCAAAUUAUUACAUAACUUGAAUAUUUUAUCAAAUAUGGCAUCGUUAAAGCAUAUAUUGACAAUUUAAGUUCAUAGGGAGAGAAGAGUAGACGUUUUUAUAUAUUUUCGACUUUUGUAGGCAAAAAACUACAAAUAUUUUUAUUUUUAUCAAAGAUUGCGAUAGUUUUUUUUCUGCUACACGCGCAUUAUAUGAAAACACGUAAGAUUUAAACUAGCUUUUGAAAAGAAGCUUUCGCGGUUUAACAGCAACUUAGCACUAAGCAUUAGGAAAUUAUGGCAGGCAUGAACAACUACUCAACGCUAAUGUACACUACCAACCAAAAUCCUUCAGACACAGAUGAUAAAGAGAUGCAAAGGUCCGGUUCUCAACACACCCGCGCUGCAGUCAGUGGCACAGGUUUGCCACCAGCCACUCUCAAUUUACAAAGAUCACCUCAAAUGCAAUAUCAAUUAAGUGACGAUCAAUAUCAAGCUUACUUAGAGAGUUUGACUUCAGGACACGAAAGGGCUGGUCCUGGUCUAAAGAAUGUCACCUCAGACAGAGAUUUAUCUUUGCCGCUAGAAAAACACCGAGGAUUUGAAAAAUAUUACGAUAGUCAAGAAGACGAAAUUUCUAUACGUAAAUAUCUGGGAAUUGGUGUGCAAUGGGUUAGUUUAGUAACUGAAAAUUUACUCAAUCAUCCUUUUAUUGUACUAAGAAGGCAAUGUCAAGUUUAUAAUGCUUCACAAAGGUACCACUUACAUCCAUUGGGAUUAAUACCAGCUAUAGUGCAUCUUCAUCGUCGUCAAGGUGUUACCACACUGUGGAAGGGUUUAGGUAGUUGUUUAUUGGUGCGAGGUCUUUCAAUGGCUAUGGACGAUGUGUUAUCAAAAAUAACGAUGUGGCCGAAAGACGUAGACAGUCGGACUUCUUUAAAACGUUUCGGACAGCACGUCAUAUUAAAAGGCCUAAGCAUCGCUUUAGUUAUGCCAUUCUACGCCGCUUCUCUAGUCGAAACAGUACAAAGUGACAUAGCAAGCGAAAAACCUGGACUAUUUGAUGUAUUUCGUGAGGGUAGUCUGCGUUUGUUAUAUUGGAAAUCACCACAAAAAGGGCGCAUGCUGCCCAUUUGGGCCUUGAUUGGCCCGACAGUGGGUGUCGGUCUUACAAAAUAUCUUUUCGGUUUGGUAAUUAAAGGUAUUUCUUCACGCAUAAUGCGUAGACGUAUACAGCAAUCACAGGAACGUAAAGGUGCUAAAUUUAAAGAUGACUCGCUAGAAAAUCAGAAUGUUGAAGUCUAUUCAAAUUUAAUAUCUAUGUUAACCACUGAGGUGAUUUUCUAUCCCCUUGAGACUAUAUUGCAUCGGAUUCAGUUGCAGGGAACACGUACAAUUAUCGAUAAUCUGGAUAAUGGCUACGCCGUGGUACCUAUAUUAACCAAUUAUCAAGGCGCUAUAGAUUGUUACCGUACAACGGUGGCUGCAGAGGGUUUUUCGGGUCUUUAUAAGGGUUUCGGCGCUAUAAUCUUGCAAUUUGCUGCUCACAUAGCUGUCAUCAAAUUAACAAAAUGGAUUGUCAAUCAAAUAACGGAAAUCAUAUCCAAUCGUCCUCCAGCUAAGGUUAUUCAAUACUAUAACUUAGAAUAUGGUAGCUUAGAUCGCGGCAUGAUCUCGAAUUCGACUACCAUAUCGCCCAGUAUUAGCUCGGGCAGCGAUGUGGAUGGGAAUAGUUUAGAUUAAACUGUUUUGGGCGUAAUAAUUGAGAAUUUCCCUCUUCUUAAUAUUGACGGCUUCGGAAUAAUUUUAGCAUAUAUUUACUUUGGAAAUUAUUGCCAAUUUUAGUGGUUAGCCGUUAUGUUGUAUCUUUUUUUAUAUAUUAAAGAAGUUUUGUUUCCCCUUAGAAAUCUUGAGUUAUACACUGUGAUAUUCAUUUUGAUUUUAAACAUUAUUGAACAUUUCAGAAACCAAACGUCUUAUUUUCUAGGCAAAACUAUUAAAAAAUUAUGUUAAAAAUGUAUUAU